This is a messenger RNA of Heterocephalus glaber (naked mole-rat), 7691 nucleotides long. RefSeq names its product protein geranylgeranyltransferase type I subunit beta (gene Pggt1b). Gene Ontology annotation, biological process: protein geranylgeranylation. Gene Ontology annotation, molecular function: CAAX-protein geranylgeranyltransferase activity. Gene Ontology annotation, cellular component: CAAX-protein geranylgeranyltransferase complex. The record is from RefSeq and is a predicted model, not a curated record. Lineage: Eukaryota; Metazoa; Chordata; Mammalia; Rodentia; Bathyergidae.
GGAAAGUAUGUUGUUUAUUUUGCUGCUGUGAGUUGAUGUGACACUGAUUACUCAUGACACAUGGACUCAGUAAAAUCGGUAAGAUUUGUAAAAAAUGUUGCAAGUAGUUACAAAUAAGCUUGUAUGUCUGUAAGGUUUGUAUAACGGUAUUACAGUUGUCUCUCAACCUAUGAUAUGUUUACAUUUCAUUAAGAACUAAAGUGAAAAUACCGUAUGCCAAAGAUGCAUGUAAUACAGCUAGCCAAUGCAACACUAUGAAUUUAAUGGCCUAGACCAUAGUAAAAGUUGUUCCUGGCUGACUGGGGAGCCCUAGUCCAGCCUAGAGGAGUAUCCUACUGUCUGCUAACCCAGGAAAGAUUAUGAUUACAACUGAAAAUCAGAUUGAACCAUUUUAAGUUGAGGACUGUCGGUAUACAUACUUUUAAAUGAUUCCUGGUAGAAUUAGGAAAAUUUCAGAACUUUUGAGGUGUUGAUAAUUUAAUAAACAUUUGCUUAUCGUCUGUUUUAAUUGGUAGGUUUAGUUUUCCAGUGCAUUCAAUUUACAACUGUUGCCCUCCAAAAAUAAGUCUGUUAGCAAAUUUAUACUGAUCCAUUUUCGUAUCUACCAUCCUUACAUUCUCUAGGGCCAGUAUUUUCUUAAACUGAACUUCAAGCUUUUGUUCUUGUGCUUCCUCCCAAAUAAUCCGAGGAGAAAAUUCCGACCUAGGGAUUUGUAAGCUGGACUUCAUAAGACCUGUGAAGUGUUUCCAAACCUUUGGGGGUUAAGGUAGAAAAAGUUGGGGUCGUGCACUACCUUCGCAGAAAUAAGAUGAAGUACCGUAAGUAAAUUGUCAGUGGACAGUUCCGUCUCGAUAGUCACCUGGGUUUGCGGCGCCACGCCCCGACGUGGGCCCUUGGAAUUGCUCUUGGCCUAUGCUCACGCCCCACGCCACUCGCUUCCGGCCAGCAGCGGAAGUCGCUUCUGGAGCAGCAUGGCGGCUGCGGAGGACGAGCGGCUGCUGGGGAGCUGUGAGGGAGAGCGACUAGACUUCCUGCGGGACCGACACGUGCGGUUUUUCCAGCGCUGCCUUCAGGUCCUGCCGGAGCGUUAUUCCUCGCUCGAGACCAGCAGGUUGACAAUUGCAUUUUUUGCACUCUCCGGGCUAGAUAUGUUGGACUCCUUAGAUGUGGUGAACAAAGAUGAUAUAAUAGAAUGGAUUUACUCCCUACAAGUUCUUCCCACAGAAGAUAGAUCAAAUCUAAAUCGCUGUGGUUUCCGAGGCUCUUCAUACCUGGGUAUUCCGUUCAAUCCAUCAAAGAAUCCUGGAACAGCUCAUCCAUACGAUAGUGGUCACAUAGCAAUGACCUACACUGGCCUUUCUUGUUUAGUUAUUCUUGGAGAUGACCUAAGCCGAGUAAAUAAAGAAGCUUGUUUAGCGGGUUUGAGAGCCCUUCAGCUGGAAGAUGGAAGUUUUUGUGCAGUACCUGAAGGCAGUGAAAAUGACAUGCGAUUUGUGUACUGUGCUUCCUGUAUUUGCUAUAUGCUCAACAACUGGUCAGGCAUGGAUAUGAAAAAAGCUAUCAGCUAUAUUAGAAGAAGCAUGUCCUAUGACAAUGGGCUGGCACAGGGAGCUGGACUUGAAUCUCAUGGAGGAUCUACCUUCUGUGGCAUUGCAUCACUAUGCCUAAUGGGUAAACUAGAAGAAGUGUUUUCAGAAAAAGAAUUGAACAGGAUAAAGAGGUGGUGUAUAAUGAGGCAACAGAAUGGUUAUCAUGGAAGACCUAAUAAGCCGGUGGACACCUGUUACUCUUUUUGGGUGGGAGCAACUCUAAAGCUUCUGAAAAUUUUCCAAUACACCAACUUUGAGAAAAAUAGAAAUUACAUCUUAUCAACUCAAGAUCGACUUGUAGGAGGCUUUGCCAAAUGGCCAGACAGUCACCCAGAUGCUUUGCAUGCAUACUUCGGGAUCUGCGGCCUGUCACUAAUGGAAGAAAGUGGGAUUUGUAAAGUUCAUCCUGCUCUGAAUGUAAGCACACGAACUUCUGAACGCCUUCGAGAUCUCCAUCAGAGCUGGGAAACCAAGGACUCUAAACAAAGCUCAGAGAAUGUUCAUGUCUCCAAAUGACUGACUUUAGAUGGGGGUGGGUGGGUGGUAGGGAUUUGUAGCGUGACUGUAGCUCAAGGUUAAAAGCCAUGUAUAAUCAAGUGUGCUCUGUUUUUUAAGGGGUAGAGUCUUACAAUCAAAGCUUGUACUGAUAUCACUUGAUAUGGUCUUGAGCCAGUAACCUUUGUACUAGGUUUCAAGAAAAUCUUUGUUGAAGUUUGAACCACAAUGGAUUCUGUUGUGGUUCAAAAAUGUUUAUAUUGUAUUUCUAAGAAGUUCUUUGAGGAAAAAAAAACUAUAUAUGUACGUUAUCUUUUUUUAAAACUCUUCAGUACAAAUUGUGUUAUAAAAUGAACACAAAUCUUCAGAACAAGUUUACACUUCAUAUAGCAUUGAUAAUCUUCAGGUGAGCACUUAGAGAUCAUUUAAAAAUUUUGACUGCUGAUGGUAAAAAUUUGCUUUAAUUAAUUAUGUAGGAUUCUUUGAAAACAAAUAAUCCUAUAAUUUUUUUAAAGAAUAGCUUAUUUUGUCUUAUUCUCAAGUGUGCCAAUUAAACUUGUUUGGCCUAUAUCAAUGAAAGUAAUAACUUCAUAGUAAGAAUAAAUAGGCUUAACAAAUGUGAUAAUUUUUUAGAGAGAUUGUUUUAAGAAAACUGUUAUGUAACUUAGGAAGAGGUAAUUUAAUUGUAUGAUAUUAUGAAUGAGAAUUUUAUGGUAUAUGUGUCUAUUGAAACAUUGAUGGGCUGAAUACCAGUUAACUUUGUUUUUUUAAUCUCAAUCAUUUGUUGCUAUUUGUGGAGACAGAGGGAAAAUGAGUAUUAUCUAAAAGGAAAGACAUUUAGUGUUUUCGUUUAUUUUUCUGAGAUUUAUGAUACUAUAAAUUGUACUUUUAUAACUGAGUUAUUUUUAGUGAUUUGGAUUUUUUUCUUCUUUUUAGUUUGUUGCCACCAGUAUGUCAGUCGCUGUGAUUUCAAACUAGCAGGUUGAGCAUCCCUAAUACAAAAAUCCAAAAUCUGAAAAGAUCAAAAUCCAGACUUUGACACUACAAAUGGAAAAUUCCACAUUUGACCUCAUGUGACAUGUCACAGUCAAAAUAUAGGCACACUAAAUAUAUUGUAGAAAAUUUCCUUCAGCUGUUUGCUUAAGUAAUGAAUGAAACAUGAAUUUAUUUUGUAUUUAGACCUGGGUCUCAUCCACAAGGUAUAAGCAGAUACUCUAAAAUUUGAAGAAAUUCCAAAAUCUGAAAUAGUCCCAACCAUUUUAAAUAAGGGAUACUCAACCUGUAAUAAUUGUAUAAUUUUUUUUAAUUAAGUAAAAACAUUUAAAUACAAAAACAGAACCACUCAAGUAAAUUUGGUAGUGCAGCUCCAUACAUGGUCGUUUAUAUUUUUAUAUUUCCAGAUCAGUGGAAGGGAAAUGUAACUCUUUAAAGAGGGUAAGAACUAAGCUUUCACUUUGUUUAUUGAUUUGUUUUGUUGUCUUAAUUCUGUGAACUAGCUAAUCAUAAAGGAGAUGGUAUAAAAACUCUUCACUAGUAACCAACUUGUCAAUAAAUCACAUCCAUCACAUAGUGGCAUUCAAAGGUUUUAGCCUGGUACGAAAAUUGAGAGGGAAAUCUCACUGAUGGAGCUGGUUUUCAGUUAGUCUUGGUAAUAAUCAAAGUUGAAUUAUUUUACAGAUAUCAAUAUAAAAAUAAAUUAUUAAUAUCACUAGGUAUUGUAAUGCUUUAAAUUUACUUCCUAAAUUAGAGGGAAAGUAUCCCAAAAUAAUCAUUCUUCCCAAGGAAAAUCUAGUAUGUAUUUAGAAAAAUACUUGUUAUUGGCAUGCUUAGUUUUAAACUUGAAUUUGCAAAGUCAACUAUUUCUUUUAAUUUUUAAUUUUAAAAAAUGUUAAUAGAGCUAGGAGUGAAACCCAGUGGUAGAGUACUUAGCAAGUAUGUAUGAGGCCCUGGGUUCAAUUCCCAGUACCACCAAGAAGAAAUGUUUUUUAAAAUUGGAAGUAAAUCUUCCAUACAUGGGGAAAAAGUAGGGUUAACAACAUAUUAUCCUUCCACAGGUUAUUAUAUCUGUAUCUCAAACUAAGUCAUCUUUUAGAUACUGAGAGUUAAAAGUAGCAUGUGUAUAAUGACGUUAGGAGUUUAUAAAGCCUACGUUAUAUUUCCUGAGUUAAAAUUUGUGAUUAGAAGAUAAGAAAAUAAGAGUAACUAUGUUUAUGAAUGACAGAAAAGAAUUCAAGCAUACAAGCAAUUCAUAAAACAAAUGUUUUCUGACUCCUUGAGUAGUUUAAUAGAGGAAUAUUAAUGAUAGGAUUAGAAUAAUUGAUAUGUUUGAGAAAUAAACUUCCUUGAAAAACUUUAUGGACCAGUGAAUGUCACGUUUCACAGAAAUAUUUACCAGAAAAUGUUAGGCUAUUUUGAAUUGUGAAAGAAACUAUUCUUUUUUCCAAAUAGUUAUUUAGAAGAAAAAUAUUUAUUAAUUAAUUAUUAGUAAUAAUCCACAUAUAUACUCUAUUCUUUAGCAGUAGUGACAUAACAGGAAAAAUAAUAAGUUCAGAAUCUGAAAUAAUUCUAUUCCCUACUCUAACUUCUCCCCUUUCCACUUUGCAGUAUUUUUUUUAGAAUAGGAAAAGCUGUUAUUAACCUAUUUAUCAUCUACAGUGUUUUUAGAUUUGACCUAUAAAUCUGUAUUUGGUUUUUGUUAGAUUCUUAAAAGUAAUCUAGAGUCAAAUAGACGGUGCUGACAGUGGUACAUAGUUUGAUAACGGUUGGAUCUGAAAGUAGUGAACAUAGAUAGAGAAGGAGGUACUUUGGAAUCACAUAAUCUGGGUUUAAAUCCCAUGUCUGCCAGUUCAGCAGUAUAAUCUUGGACCCCAGUUUCUGUAUUAGGAAAAUAGUAAAACAACUCACAAGGUUGAUGGAGGAUUAAGUGAGAUAGUGCGUACAAAACAUUUAGCAUAGUGCCUAAAAUACAGCAAGUUCCUAAUUAUACUUUCUGUCAUAACCCUCAAAGUUAUUUUAAAACCUCUUUUCUACAAUAGCGUUCUCAACAGAAUUUAAACUCAGGAAGGAUGAUAGCAGCAGUAUAGGUUUUUAAUCUACUUAUAAAAAUACAGAAUAACGAGGACAGCCACAAACACUGUCUACAAAACUAGAUGAUAAAAUAUGACUCUCAGAAUGCAAAUAAGUAAGAACAAACCAUGGCCGAUAGAGUUUCUGUGUCUGUGUUGAAGAAGGAAGAAGGCAGCUGGUUUGUAAAGCCUGCAAAUUGUAGAACUGUGAUAUUGCCCACUGUUUCUCAUUGCAAAGUACACUAGGCCAAUCGGAACAGAUCUGAAAGUGGGAAGGGUUCUAUAAAAUCCCACCUUCAGUUGAGUGUUUAAGCAAUACGAUAAGAUCUGACGACAUACUAGAGCAGUCUGGGUCUUGUACUGUACUAUAUUCCUCUUGAAAUUAAUGAGACAGCCCAGCGUUGGGGAGAAGUUGCUACAAGUAGAGUCCAAAUUGGACAAGAUAGGUGCAACAGGACAAAAGAAAGAAAUGGUCAAGAUAAAUGUUAGGAAGGAAGGCCAAUAGACACAUAAAUGUAGACAUGCAUAAUCAUAUAAAUCACUGAAAAAGAAAAGGUAGCCCUAGACCCAUGAAGCUAGAAAAGACAUCUGAGAGUGUCCACCUUAAAAGCACAGAAAAAUUCAUCUUCACUUUGAAAAAAAGAGCAGGAUUGCAGUCAGCUCAUUCAAAGUUAGUCUAAGAAGAAAAUAAGUAGCUCAGCACCCCCACAGACAAAGAAAACACACUGGAGAAACAUGUCCACAAGCUGGAUGAAAUCGUAAUACUUGAAAAAGCAGUUACAAUUGGAAGUUAAUAGUAACUUAGUAUACUAUCAAGAACCUUAAAAACUAGAGUAUAAGGGGCUGGGGAUUUGGCUCAGUGGUGCCUGAUCCUGCCUCACAAGCACAAGGUCCCAAGUUCCAUCCCUGGUACUCCACACACACACACACAAAAACUGGAGUAUAAAACAAAUAACAAAAAAAAAAAAAGAAUUCAUAGAAAAUCAAAACAGUAGAGCCAGUAAAUUCAAAAGCUGAUUCUUUGGUAGGGUUGGCAUGGUGGGAGCUCAGUGAAAUAGGCGAACUACCAGCUAACUUAUGUAACAACAAAAGGAGGAAGCACAACUAGAAACACUUAAAUGACAAGGGGUACAUAGCUAUAAAACAGUAAAUUUUUUUAAUGGACUAGUUUGAGAUAUUUUAUAUAAUUACAAUGUUAACUUUUUAAAAAUUCAAAUUAUCAAAAUGUAAUAGAUACAAAAAGUCAAAACAAACCAAUUACCAUAUAAGAAAUGAAUAUUAAAGGACCCCUUACCCCCCAAAAAAUCAGACCUACAUUGUAAAUCUAGCAAAUUUUUAUGAUUAAAUAAUCCUGACAGGUGUGGUGGUGCACACCUGUGAUCUCAGCAUUUGGGAGGCUGAGGCAGGAGGAUUGCUGUGAGUUUGAGGCCAGCCUAAAGUAACUACAUAGCAAGACCCUGUAUCAAAAAAAAAGAUUAAUCCUACUAUUCCUCAAAGGACUUCCAAAUUCAUUUUUUAAAAUGAGUGUAAUAGCAUUGAUUGAAAAACCUAACAAAGAUUGUACCAAAAGAAAUUAUAGGCCUGUCAAAAAAGUUUUAAUGAUUUAUUACCAAAUAAUCCAACAGCACUUUCAAAAGGUAAUAAAUCAUGACAAAUUGAGUUUAUUAUAGGAAUGCAAGGAUAAUUUGAUAUUAGGUGAUCUUCAUAUUCAUAUUAAAAGUUUUAAAGUAAAUGAUUAUUUGACUCGUUAAAUAUACUCAAGAAGAAAUUAACUCAUUAACAUUGUACCUCUGCCUACAGACCAGCAUCUUAGUAUUGAAACAUAAGAGGCUUUUCAGCUAAGUCAGAAACAACAUAAGCCUACUGUGUCCUCUGCUGUUUAACAUUGUGUGGGGAAUUUUAGCCAAGGAAAUUAGACAAAGACAGGAAUUAAGAAAAAAAUAAAACUAUCUGCAGAUAUGACUAUAUAUCUAGAAAGCCCAGAGGAAUUUCUUGAAAAACUAUAAAAGAACUUAGUAAAGUAUCAGUUGAAUACAGUUGAUACAAAUCAGUAGCCAUCCCCAAACAUCAGUACAUAUUCUGAUUCCAUUUAGAUGAAAUACAGUACUCUAUAGGCAGAGUUCAUGUAUGCUAUCAGAAAUCAUCCUCUUUUGUUCAUCUCCUCCCUUCCCAAAGGCAAGUGCUAUUAUGCCUUAAUUCAUCAUUGAUUGGUUUUGCCUACUUUUUAACUUUCCAUAAGUGUAUAUUGUAUACAUUUUUUAACCUAGCUUCUUUGGUUCUGGAAAACAAUACAAGGGGACUCUGGUGCUGGUAAUGUUCUGUUUCAUGAUCCAGGUGCUGGUUACAUAGGUGCAUUCAUUUUAUGAAUAUUUAUCAAGCUGUACACUUGAUUUGUGCACUCUUCUAUAAUUACACUUCAAUAAAAAAUAUUUAGUAAAAAAUUAAAAGACUUUAUGUAUACAAACCUAAAGUAGUUAAAAGAUACACUUCAAGAGAAGACCCCUUUGUGAUUGUAAAAAAAUAAAGUUAAGGUAUAAACUUA